Molecule: messenger RNA, 1140 nt
Organism: Rhipicephalus microplus (southern cattle tick)
Lineage: Eukaryota; Metazoa; Arthropoda; Arachnida; Ixodida; Ixodidae
Product: galactose-3-O-sulfotransferase 3-like
Biological process (GO): glycolipid biosynthetic process
Cellular component (GO): membrane
Molecular function (GO): galactosylceramide sulfotransferase activity
Source: RefSeq, a predicted model, not a curated record
AUGCUUAAAGACUGGAAAUCAUUUGUGGUGACUUUCGGCAUGGCUCUUCUGGCCAUCCUCGGCAUCAUCGCGUCGAGCAAGCACUCGCCGAGGCCGUCGGUGGCCACGCAACCUCAGCGGGACGUGUUCUUCCUGAAGACGCACAAGACGGCCGGCUCGUCGGUGCUCAACCUGCUGCUCCGCAGAGCCGACGGCGAGGGCCUCAACCUGGCGCUCCCGAAGGAGGCCACCAGCCACAUGAUGGGCUACCCGCAGCCCUUCUCGCCGCGCGAGCACAUGCUCAACUACUCGCAGUGCGGGCUGCGGCCGAAUCUCAUGGCGCUGCACAUGCGAUUCAACGAGACCGGCGUCAAGGAGGUGAUGCCCGCCGACACCGUGUACGUGACGAUACUGCGACGGCCGACGGACGCCUUCGCCUCGCUGUUCUACUACUUCGAGCUGCACAACGUUUACGACGCCAACCUGACCGCCUUUCUCAAGCAGCCAUUUUUCGUGCAGACGGUGCGCAAUUCGCGUCUGCACGGGUCUCUGGGCUUCAACCAGAUGGCGUUCGACCUCGGCGUCGACGGAGACGACAUGGCGGACCGCGGCAGUGUCGAAGAAAUCUCCCGGUUCGUGGAGUCCGUGGAUCGGACCUUCCACCUCGUCAUGAUCGCCGAACGGUUCACCGAGUCACUGGUGCUGCUACGCGACCUGCUCGGCUGGCAGCUGGACGACGUGGUCACCUUCAAGCACAACAUGCGCCUCAAACGAUACCCGAGGCCCGACGAAGAAGCUGUCAGUAUCCUGGAGAAGGCGAACCGGGUGGACGAGGCGCUGUACAGGCACUUCGCGGCCAAACUGGACCGCAAGGUGGAGGAGUUCGGCCGCAGCCGUAUGGAGGCCGAGGCGGCUGCGCUGGAGAGCCGCACGGCGUUCUGGUACAGGCGGUGCGUCGACUCCAUCCGGGUGUCCAAGGUGGCCGUGAUCGAGUACUCGCCGCUCACGAACGUCUCCGAGGCCGAGCGACACAUGUGCAGGCUCCUCACCACGCCCGAACAGGCGUUCGUCAAGGAGGCUCGCCAGCGACUUUUCGCGCUCUGCCCCCAGGUGUCGCCACCUACGACCACCACGGCGACGCCGGCGCGCAGGGCGAGAUAA